Messenger RNA from Phaeodactylum tricornutum CCAP 1055/1, 651 nucleotides. It is a transcript of the gene SOD1, whose product is annotated as precursor of mutase superoxide dismutase [Fe/Mn]. The transcript has a single exon. Gene Ontology annotation, molecular function: superoxide dismutase activity; metal ion binding. Gene Ontology annotation, biological process: superoxide metabolic process. The record is from RefSeq and is a predicted model, not a curated record. NCBI's taxonomy places the organism in Eukaryota, Bacillariophyta, Bacillariophyceae, Surirellales, Neidiaceae. The annotation marks the transcript as partial.
GCGUACUCGGUCCCCGACCUCGCGUACCCCUUCGAAGCUCUCGAACCUUACAUUGACACACCCACGAUGAAGAUCCACCACGACAAGCAUCACGGAACCUACGUUGCCAACAUUAACAAGGCUACCGAAGGCAAGGACGAGGUGCCCAUUCUUGAUUUGAUGGAGAACGCUAUCGAAGCGGGUCCGGCCUACCGCAACAGUGGCGGUGGGCACUACAAUCAUGCCUUUUUCUGGGACGAAAUGGCUCCUCCGGAUCAAGCCAAGAACACCAAGCCCUCUGCGCAGCUUGUCGACCUCAUCAAUGCCAGUUUCGGAAGCAUGGACGAAAUGAAGUCCAAAUUCGAAGCCCUCGCCGCUCCAGGAGCCACCUUUGGAUCCGGAUGGGUAUGGGUUUGCGUUAACCAGAAGGGGGACGAACUCAAGCUCGUCAACACACCCAAUCAGGACAAUCCGCUCAUGAAGGGAGUCGCGGACGAAAUCAUGUUCCCCAUUCUGGGUUUGGAUGUCUGGGAACACGCUUACUACCUCAAGUACCAAAACCGACGUCCGGAAUACGUCUCCAACUUUUGGAAUGUCGUCAACUGGGACAAGGUCAGCGAAAACUGUGCCUACGUGGUCGAGAAGCACGUUGGCGUGAGCGUUCGCGGGUAA